AUGGCGGACCACUUCGCGCUGAUGACGGGCCGGCUGCUCACGGAGUCGACGCUCCAGUCCGCCGUCCACGGGGCCUUUGCCGAUGCCGUAGCUUCCACCACCGCCGCCGGCUAUGACCAGACCGAUCCCUCCGUCGUUCUUCUUGAAGAUGUUCAGCUGGGCAUGGGCAAGGGCAAGGGCAAGGCCAAGAGUGGUGUCAUGGUGGAGUGCAGAAUCUGCCAAGAGGAAGGUGACGAGGCUUACAUGGAGACCCCCUGCUCCUGCAAGGGCAGCUUGAAGGCGAGCUUAAUUUCCUCUGCUUCUCUUUUCGGUGUUACAGCUAGCUUAUAUGAAACUUACACCUUCAUGUUCAACCCCGAUCGCAAAUAA
Messenger RNA from Miscanthus lutarioriparius, 369 nucleotides. The record is from the annotation of a GenBank genome assembly. NCBI's taxonomy places the organism in Eukaryota, Viridiplantae, Streptophyta, Magnoliopsida, Poales, Poaceae.